AACCACGCGAUAACGGAAACGAUAUCUAAUCGAAGAAUGCGAAGACAGAGGGAGACGGGCAGAGAGAGAGAUUCGCAACGUUCCCUCUCGUGAACGAUGGAAGGGAAUCGCCUCCACCCGCUCCUCUUCGCAGUGCUCGUGUGCAUCCUCGGGAUCGCAUCGGCCAAAGUCUUCAACUGCGUGGAGGAACAAACGUGUACGAACAGCGCCACCCUAAGUCAUUGCUACGACCCGUCCGAGCCUUGUGAGGGGAAGAUCAUCAAGAAUGGAAGCAUCCCCUGCGGAUGCUGCGAUCUCUGCAUCGAGUAUCUCGAGGAAGGCGAGAGGUGCGAAACCGAGCCCAGUAAUUUUCCGAAAGAAAUGUGCGGACCCCGCCUGGAAUGCCGCGGCUACUCGAGCUCGAAUGAUGAUCCUACUUGCGGGAAAAUGAACACCCCUUGCGUCCAGCGGCAGGUGGUGUACGAAGAAGGGUCACAGAACACGACGUUCCGACCCGAAUGCGACGACUACGGCUCCUACGCGGCGAAGCAAUGUCUCUUGGGAUCCUUGUGCUAUUGCGUGGACAAGGACGGAAUCCGGAUCCCCGGCGAGGCGGCCGAGGCGGAACAGAUGAAUAAAAUGAACUGCGAGUGCAGCCGAGCCGUGGACUACAUCAAGAAAACGUAUCCCGGAGCGAAGAAUCUGCCCCGAUGCCUCGCCAACGGCAACUACGACACCUUGCAGUGCUACGACGACGUUUGUUAUUGCAUCAGAGAAGACCUGACUCCCUCCGACACGAUCUUUGCGUCGCCCGACUUCAUCGACCAACUGCCUUGCUACAACAAGAGCGUCCACCCGCCGUCCGCCAAGCACGAGUGCAUCAGGGAAGUGGAAGAAGCCAUGCUCCUGCUGGAGGAAAUGCAAGACGAGGCGGAUGUGAUCGUCGGAUAUGUCUUUCCUUCCUGCGGGCCCGAUGGCAAAUACAAUCCCGUGCAGAGGAGAGGCUCCUGGGGAAUAUGCGUGACGCCGGAAGGGCACCAGAUCGGGUCGUACGAGGCACUCGAGGGCAGCCUCGGCUUCGAACAGAUGAAUUGCUAUUGCGCCCGUGCGGAGUACUGGGCUAACACGGUCGGGGGAUGGUUGAGGCCUCGCUGUUGUCCGAAUGGGAAUUUUUACCCGUGGCAAUGCACCGGCCCCACCUGCACUUGCAUGAAUGCCCAGGGAGAAACCUGGGGAACCGUGGAAGAGGUCGACUUAAUCAUGAAUCUGGCUUGCUACACCGAAACGCCUUGCCCCGACAUCGUCUGAACUUCGAACCGGCUUUUAUCUGUGUCCAUGCCGUAUUCGCAGCGAAAAAGAAGCUCUUUUCCUCUGCAAGGAGCAUGUCCUUCUUGUCCUUCAAUUAUAUCACACAGUACCGUGCAGUCAAUUUCCAUGCUUGCCGAAAUAAAUUUCUCUCUUAGCCCA
Darwinula stevensoni is the source of this 1446-nucleotide messenger RNA. The record is from the annotation of a GenBank genome assembly. NCBI's taxonomy places the organism in Eukaryota, Metazoa, Arthropoda, Ostracoda, Podocopida, Darwinulidae.